CCACAUACUGAACGAAGCGAUUUUAUCGGGCGAUCUCAUACAAACAAGAAAAUAGGCGAGUCACAAGUAUUCAUCGACACGUCAAGCAAGAAAAUGAAUGGACAAAGUAGUAUCGCAAAAAUCAUGUGGACUUCCUGAUCACCUCUUUUAAACGUAUCCGAAGAAACCCGUCAACUCUAAAUUUCAUGUGCUUGAUUCGAAAAUGAAAACGAUCAUGCGUACAUCCUUGACGAAAAGGAUCAUAUUCCAACAACUUCCUCAUAUAGAACGUCGUUAUGGAUCUACUUCCAGUCCUGAUUCUUGCGGGAUAUUCGACCUCAUCAUCGUUGGUGGUGGCAUCGUUGGCUGCGCCACUGCCCGAGAGAUGAUGAUCAGACACCCUAAUCUAAAAAUGGCAAUCGUCGAGAAAGAAAACUCAUUGGCGAAGCAUCAGACAGGCCAUAACAGUGGCGUCGUGCACGCUGGCAUUUACUAUGUUCCUGGCAGUAUGAAAGCAAAACUAUGCGUGGAAGGUUUAAAACUGUCCUACGAAUACUUCUGCGAACACGACAUACCCCACAACAAGGUUGGGAAACUCAUAGUAGCGCAAAAUCCGGUACAAGUUAAACAAAUAGACGACCUGUACGACCGAGGACUGAAGAACAACGUACCAGAUCUUCAGCUGGUCGAAAAAGAGUGUAUAGCGAAUUACGAGCCUAAAUGUCGAGGGGAAAAGGCUAUUUGGUCACCGUGGACAGGUAUAGUUGAUUGGGCAUUAGUAUGCAAGCACUUUGCUCAAGAUUUUCAAAAGAUGGGCGGCCAAAUAUUCCUAAACUGCGAAGUAACCGGAUUCUCGGAAAUGGGAGAAUCGAAAGGAGGGAACGAAUUGGCUCCCAUUUCAGUACAAUCGAAAAACAAAUGUAUACCAACAAAGUACGUCCUAACGUGUGCUGGGUUACAUUCGGAUCGUUUGGCCGUCAUGACAGGAUGCGACCUAAGCCCACGAAUCGUUCCGUUCCGUGGCGAAUACCUGUUACUACACGAAAAGAAAAGACAUUUGUGUACAACCAACAUAUAUCCUGUCCCAGAUCCCCGAUUUCCCUUUUUAGGUGUCCAUUUCACGCCUAGGAUGAACGGCGAAAUAUGGCUCGGUCCGAAUGCCGUUUUAGCUUUUGCCAGAGAAGGUUAUCGAUGGUUCGACAUAAACAUUAAAGAUUGUAUAGAAAUGGCGAAAUUUCCAGGACUAUACAAACUUUGCUUCCGAUACUUCGUACCGGGAUGCAAAGAAAUUAUUAAAUCGAUUUUCUAUCCACUCGUGGCUAGAGACCUAAGAAAGUUUAUUCCCGAAGUAACCUUCAGGGAUAUAAAAAGGGGGCCGGCGGGAGUUCGAGCACAGGCCUUGGAUAACAAUGGGAAAUUAGUCGACGAUUUUGUUUUUGAUGUAGGAAAAGGUACUAUCGGUAGUAGAGUGAUUCACUGUCGAAACGCACCUUCUCCUGCUGCUACUAGUAGCAUGGCAAUCGCUAAAUUCAUUGCAGAUAAAUUGGAGACUGAUUUCAAGCUUUGAUAAACGAAGUAAUAAACGGGAACAAUGAAAUUAUACUAAAUUUUCUACUCGCGAGAAAUACCUAUUUGAAAAUAAUAUAGAAGCUUUAUAUCUUAUUGAUACCGUAGUAGGCUAAUUUAUUAUUUUCAAGUAAUAUAUGUAUAUAUAUAUAUAUAUAUAUAUAUAUACAUAUGUAUGUAUGUAUUGUAUGUACAUGCAUUUACAUUCAAGUCAAUCAUAAAUGUUUAAAAAAUACUUCGAUUAGAUUAAUUUGUAUAUAUGUAAUCGAAUUAAAGUAAUUAAAAUUUUUCAUUGUGAUCUUGUACAAUGCGAAUAAAAUAAGUCUUCCGUAUUUAUAACUGCAUUGACGAAAAUUAUACAUGGAUGAUGCAUUAUUAA
This is a messenger RNA of Hylaeus volcanicus, 1924 nucleotides long. It is a transcript of the gene L2HGDH, whose product is annotated as L-2-hydroxyglutarate dehydrogenase, mitochondrial. Gene Ontology annotation, molecular function: (S)-2-hydroxyglutarate dehydrogenase activity; (S)-2-hydroxy-acid oxidase activity. Lineage: Eukaryota; Metazoa; Arthropoda; Insecta; Hymenoptera; Colletidae. The record is from RefSeq and is a predicted model, not a curated record. The transcript has 8 exons. Bases 203 to 1546 code for a protein of 447 amino acids.